Messenger RNA from Hylaeus volcanicus, 696 nucleotides. RefSeq lists its product as uncharacterized. The record is from RefSeq and is a predicted model, not a curated record. Gene Ontology annotation, biological process: DNA integration. Gene Ontology annotation, molecular function: nucleic acid binding. The transcript is spliced from 3 exons. Bases 1 to 696 code for a protein of 231 amino acids. Lineage: Eukaryota; Metazoa; Arthropoda; Insecta; Hymenoptera; Colletidae.
AUGCCGGACCAGCGAGCUGUCACAGUGGCAAGAGCUCUUCUACAAAAUGUAGUGUGUCGUCAUGGUGUACCUUUGGAGAUACAUUCGGACCAAGGAAGAAAUUUCGAAUCCUCCGUGUUCAAGGAGUUGUUGAAGCUGCUUGGGGUCAAGAAGACACGGACGACCCCUCUGCAUCCUCAAUCCGACGGACUAGUAGAACAACAUCAGCGUGAUUGGGACGAGUGGAUUCCCAUGUUCCUUCUCGCUUAUAGAUCGGCACGAUAUGAGGCUACCCAACUAACGCCAGCGAUGAUUCUUUAUGGUCAGGAACUUCGUCUUCCCCUGCAGCUUUGGAGAGGAUUGCCUCCGGAAGUGGAAAGGGAAGAGGGUGUAGAACGAGGAUACUCGGAGUGGAUCCGAGGAAAAAUGAAGAAGAUCCACGAAUUUGUUCGACGCCGUUUGGAUGUUUACAGUUCGAAAAUGAAAUCCUGGUACGACAGCAGCGUGAACGCAGUGGAGUUUCAGCCCGGAGAACGAGUGUGGUUGUACCAACCACGAAGAGUGAAAGGAAAGUGCCCGAAAUUACAAGCGGACUGGGAAGGAUUCAAUGUUCACUCAAGAGGAAGUGCAAGGUGGUCCAUGUGCGCCGCCUUGCGAAAUAUAAAGGACGAUUUCAAGAGGAAAGAGGACGUCGAGGGACACCAUCGUGAAGAGUGA